Funneliformis geosporum is the source of this 962-nucleotide messenger RNA. NCBI's taxonomy places the organism in Eukaryota, Fungi, Glomeromycota, Glomeromycetes, Glomerales, Glomeraceae. The record is from the annotation of a GenBank genome assembly.
AGCAUGUUCCAAAACGUAUUCAAUGCUGCUUAAAGAAAAAUUUAAACUCGAAGACAAUCUCAAAGACAUUAACGAAAAAUAUAAACAAUCCGAAGAUAAUUUGACAAGACUUCGUAAAGAGUAUGAAAAAGAAUGUUUCAAUAAGAAUUUAGAAAAUUCAAAACUUCAAGAAAAGUUCAAAGAAAUUUCCGAAAAAUUUCAACAAUCCGAAGAUAAUUUGACAAGACUUCGUGAAGAAUAUGAAAAAGAAUGUUCCAAUAAGAAUUUAGAAAAUUCAAAACUUCAAGAAAAGUUCAAAGAAAUUUCCGAAAAAUUUCAACAAUCCGAAGAUAAUUUGACAAGACUUCGUGAAGAAUAUGAAAAAGAAUGUUCCAAUAAGAAUUUAGAAAAUUCUAAACUUAAAGAAAAUUUCGAAUUAAUUUCCGAAAAAAAUAAACAAUCCGUAGAAGAAUUUGCAAAACUCCGUGGCCAACUUGACGAAUAUUCCUUUGCAAAUUCUAAACUUAAACGAUCCGAAGAAGAGGUUGCAAGGCUUCAUAAAGAACUUAACGAAUAUUCCAAUGCUAAUUCUGAACUUAGACAAAAGUUCGCCGAAAAUUAUAAACAAUACGAAGAGGAUCUUGCGAGACUUCGUAACGAGCUUGAAGAGACGCGUAAAAAAAAAACAUCUUUCGAAAGAAAGCUCACAGCAAUUAUCGAAAGAAAUAAACAAUUCGAAGAAGAAUUUGCAAGGCUUCGUAAAGAACUUAACGAGACGCAUGAAAGUAAAACAAAUUUCGAAACAAAACUCAGAGAAACUUCCGAAAGAUAUAAUCAAGAUUUGAAUUCUAAAAAUCAAGAAAUAAAACAAAUAAAAAUUCAAUUUAAAGACGUAUCAAAUAAGUUGUCUCAAAAAGAAACCGAAAUUUAUGAAAAUCAGCAAAAGUAUGAUGAAAAUAACAAGGAGAUAAGAAGUCUUAGAA